AUGAGGAGCGACUUUAUUGGUGGCGCAAUUGCCGUCGCUUCGGCUUUCAUGUCCAUCUUUGGUGUUAAUUUACAAAAGUAUUCACAUGAUAAAGAAGAGUUACGUGCUGUACCACGUCCAUAUACGAUGCGACCAAUUUGGUGGGUCGGUAUGAUAUGUGUCGUGGGUGCGUCUUUGGGCGACUUUUUGGCGCUAGGCUUUGCACCACAAACGCUAGUAGCUUCACUUGGUGGUGGCUCGACUAUAUUAGGCAAUUGCCUUAUGUCCCACUUUUGGCUAAAACAAAGUUUAUACUUAACGGAUAUUGUUGGCGUCGCGUUUGUAUCACUCGGUGUCGUCGUUUUGGCUGCAGCUAGUGAAGAGGAUGAAGGUCAUUACCAAAUGGAUCAGAUCUAUACAUUGAUGGAGGCUGCGCCUUUUAUUCUCUAUGCACUGAUUACCACGGCGUUUUGUAUGACACUCUACAUGCGUGCACGUCGCUCGAAAGCUCCAGCACUGCGUGUUGCUAGUAAUGACAAGGACGAUGCUCGUGUGGAUGACGUGCAGGAAAAAAAGCGCGAGCUCGCAUCAAAGCAAAAGAGUACAGAAGAGUCGCCUGCACUUGAAGAGCCUCAAAAGCGCAGGAGUAUCAUGAUGUCACCUUUCCCGUCCCCGAUAUUUGGCGAUCAUUUGUCGCUAUCUCCAAUGGGCCAAGAAGAGGACGAUAGUUUGGAGGAAAUCGUUCUAUCACGGCUCAAAAUUGGUAAAUAUGAUGAGAGCGAAAUUGAGAAACACACAUUGAUUAUUGAUCCAAAGUUGCCGCUGUACUGGGCUGCCAUUUCCGGCACAAUUGGUGGCCAGUCGGUGCUCUUAGCCAAGUGCGUUGUCGAACUUAUUUCGUCGUCAGUCUCGGGUGAUAAUCAAUUCCAGUACUUUGGCACAUAUUUGUUGUGUGCGGGAAUGGCAGGUACACUAUUGACACAGACCCACACAUUGAAUUUAGCCACAAUGUGUGGAGAUACAAUGUCAUCGUAUCCUGUUUUUCAGGGAUUUUGGAUUACUAUGAGCAACAUCAGCGGUGUCGUAUUCUUUCAACAAGCGCACAAUUUUACGAGAACUCAGUGGAUCAUGUUUCCUACAGCAAUUCUUCUUGUGGCUGUUGGAAUAUUUCUUGUCUCAAAGCACGAAAAGUUUGGUAACUUUGUCAAGUAUUCGAUCGCUAUGCCUAUCAGUCUCAGCAGUCCUCGCCAGCACGAUAUUGUUGCGCAAUCGUUUGUCUUUCGCGUAUCAACACCCCAAAAACUACAGGAAGAUGAGUACGCUAGCUCGACGGAAAGUAGUGACAGCUCUGACGAGAACAGUAGGCGGACAUUGGAAGUAGUAUAA
Molecule: messenger RNA, 1365 nt
Organism: Plasmopara halstedii
Lineage: Eukaryota; Oomycota; Peronosporomycetes; Peronosporales; Peronosporaceae
Exons: 1
Coding region: 1-1365 (454 amino acids)
Biological process (GO): magnesium ion transport
Cellular component (GO): membrane
Molecular function (GO): magnesium ion transmembrane transporter activity
Source: RefSeq, a predicted model, not a curated record